Tetranychus urticae (two-spotted spider mite) is the source of this 2644-nucleotide messenger RNA. RefSeq names its product protein Son. Gene Ontology annotation, biological process: regulation of cell cycle; regulation of mRNA splicing, via spliceosome. The record is from RefSeq and is a predicted model, not a curated record. Gene Ontology annotation, molecular function: RNA binding. NCBI's taxonomy places the organism in Eukaryota, Metazoa, Arthropoda, Arachnida, Trombidiformes, Tetranychidae.
AGCUACGCAUGAAAAAGACUCUGCAUAUUGCGUCUUUUUUUAUUUUAUUUUGAUCUUGAAAGGGAAAACAUGAUGAGAGGCAAAUAUCUAUCUUGAUACUCUCACUUUUUAUUCAACAACACAACCAGUCUCAUCUCAUUUAUCUCUUUACCUUUUAUUAUUUCAACAUUAUUAUUUGCAUUUAUAUACAAUCAACAAUUAAUCUUUAAAACCAGAGUCUUAUUUGGUAUCAAUUGUAUGUGUCAAAAGGUAUUGCUAGGUGAAGGGUUACCCUUGUUUGCCAGUUUGCCAUCUCCAUCACAUAAACAACAAAAAAAUCCCUAGCUGUUUCUUGCUUCAUUUUACUCUAAAAAUUGUGUUUUUAAUCGACAGUCAACAUGUAAAAUUCAUCUAUUUAUGUUGAUUGGAAAGUGUAAAUUAGUGACAAAUCCAUUCAUCUCAUAUUGUCCAUCUUAUAGCCUGGAUUAUUGGUUUACAGUUCUUCACUUUUGCUUCAACUUUACAACCCAAGAUUAAGCUUGUGACUUUUUCUCCAUUUCUGUUUUGCUGUUGCUUAGCUGGUUUUGGUUUUGGUUUUUGGCUGUUGCUUUUGAUUGAAGUUUCUGUUUCUGGUAAAUUAUCUAUUCUGAUUAUUCAACAACAACCUCUGAAGAAUUCAUUCAUUCCUUUUUUUGCCAGAUUACAUGCAGAUGCUCACGUUCAAUGUCCAUCAAUCAAUGAGUGACUUGAAAAUCCAUCGAUUUUUCCUGGCUUUUUAUAAUAUGGAUUGCAGUUAAUUAUCAGUUCCGAGCAUGCAGAAAAAUGGAAGACAUAAGCUCUCCAGAGGAGGGUGAAGUGAUCGAGGAGAAUAAGAAGAAAAAGAAGAAACAUAAGUCAGACAAGGAACGAAAGAAAAAGAAAAAAAAGUUCAAAGAAAGCGCAUUUUAUAAUUUGGAUGAAUAUUCAAAAACUCGAAAGAAGAAAAGAAAAAGGAAGUCUCCCAGUCCAGAUGAGCGAAAAGGUCUUGGCUAUUAUUCUAUUGACCCUACAGAUCUAUUAAGUUCAUCGGAUUCUCGAAAUAAAGAUCGCCAUUCUGAUUCGCAUCAUCAAUCUCAACGUUCCAGUCAUGGUCACAGUAGUAGAAGUCGAAGACGAACACAUAGCCGUAGCCGUAGCCGUAGUCGUGAUCGAUCAUCUCAUACAAAGAGAAGACGAAGAAGCCGAUCAAGAAGUCAAUCAGUUAUCGAAAAGGUCGAUAAAGAAAAAUUGCUUCAAAUUGCAAAGGCUAACCUUGCGCGUAUGAUAAAAUCAGGUACAUUACCUAAAGGAGUAGAUAUUAAUAAGUUGAACCUGGAGCAACUUAGAAAUUUGAAAGAAAAGAAUUCGAUUAGCCAAUGGUCAGAAUACUGUCGUGCAAUUUCUACUAUGGAAGCAGCCGCUAACGAAGAUUCUCUUUCCGAUUCUUAUUCUGAUAGUGAUGACGAUGAAAAUGGUGAUACUAAAUCUGUUUGCUCUGCCAUUAUUAGACAUCCAUUUAAACUGAAAGAAAGAAAAGAUAUUCAAAUAAAGGUUCGGGAUUUCGCUCAGUUACCUACUAGAUCGUCCAAAGAAAUCCAGAAAGAAUUAACUGAUAAGUUUCCAGUAUCAAGUGGAGAUACUCAUAGAGUAAAAGAAUUGGAAUGGAUAGAAGUGAAACCUGAAAUGCCACCACCGGCAAAAGUACCUGAAAAAAGCAAAAAAAGAGUUUUCAAAGAAGUUCCAGACCCGAAAGAAGAAACUUCAAAAUCUACAGAUCAGUCAGAUAUGUCUGUAACGAGUUCCACUUCUGAUCAAGAAAUAGCGCCGUCAACAAAUAGUUCAGAAAUAGGUACUCUUGUGGCUUUAAGAUUAAGUGCCAAGAAAAAGCUUCAAGAAGAUCCAUUGAAUUUGGUUGCUAUCAGACAAAUUUAUGAAGCAGAAAGAUUGAUAACUGCAAAAAUGCAAGAACAAGCUCUUCAAAAUGAGCAGGCCGCUGCAAUUGCAGCUGAAAUCACAGCCUCGCAAAUGCAAGAGAGACGAUUCGUUAGAGCUGGAAUCGAACAAUUUUCGGAAGGCAACAGAAUCAAAGAUGGUAUUGGUAUGCAUUUAUUGCUCAAAAUGGGGUGGCAACCUGGCACCGGACUUGGUAGAAAUCAGAAAGGGACAAUUGAGCCUAUUAUUCCAUCUCUGAAAUUUGAUACCAAAGGUUUAGUAGCAGAAGAAGAAACUGUCAGCAAAAUUCCAGCGCAAGUUGUCGAUGUAGCUGAAAUUUCAAGAGGUAGAAACCCGAUUUCAUUUCUUCAAGAACAUUGUUCAAAACAUAAAUGGGAUUUACCUGUAUAUGAUAUGGUUGAGGCUGUUGGUCCUGACCAUAAGAAAAGUUUUAUUAUGAAAUGUAUAGUUAACGGCGUUGAAUAUAGACCAUCAGUUUCUUGUGGAACCAAGAAACAAGCCAAAGCGUUAGCUGCUACUGUUGCUCUUCAAGCUUAUGGAUUAGUGGAAAAAGAAGGAACUUGAAAAUAUCAAUUUUCUUAUUUCUUUUUCAAUUGCCUGUCAUGAUUUACUCUUUGAGUCUAUUUCCAUAAUUGUAUAUAUAUAUUUUGUUAAAUAAAUUCAACAUAUCGCAUGUUUUCAUUGUAAAAAGCUG